UUAUAAAUGCGUUACACCCCCCACCGCAUUCAUCUCCCUCUCGAAACCCGGCAUCAGAAAAAAAGAAAGAAAGCAAACAGAGAAAAUGUGUGGCGGUGCUAUAAUUUCUGAUUUUGCCCCUAACGUCACCAAGGCUAAGGGUAGGAAACUCACGGCGGAGGAACUCUGGUCAGAGCUCGAUGUUUCCGCCGCCGACGAUUUCUGGGGUUUCCAUUCCACAUCCAAGACUCAAUCCACCAACCAACAAGUGACGUUGAAAGAGGAGGCGGCGGAGAAGGAGAAGGGAAAGGAGCCGGUGACGGAGAAACGGAGGAAGAGGAAGAACGUUUACAGAGGGAUACGUAAGCGACCGUGGGGGAAAUGGGCGUCAGAGAUUCGAGAUCCAAGAAAAGGCGCCAGAGUCUGGCUUGGGACGUUCAACACGGCGGAGGAAGCUGCCAUGGCUUAUGACGUUGCGGCGAAGCGGAUCCGCGGCGAUAAAGCCAAACUCAACUUCCCAGAUCUUCUCCACCAUCCUCCUCGUAGUCCUGCGACUCCUCUAGCAUCGUCUCCAGUUUCAGAAGUUCAGCCUCCGGCGAAGAAGCACUGCGUUGUCUCUCAGAGCGAGUUGACUCAGCCGAGUUUCCCGGUGGAGUACAGUGGAGUGGGGAGCGGGGACGAGUUUCAACUGGACUACGAUCUGAAACAGCAGAUAUCGAGCUUGGAGUCAUUCCUUGAGCUGGAUGGUGACUCGGUGGAGCAACCGAGUCAGCUCGACGAGUCCGUCUCCGAGGUGGAUAUGUGGAUGAUUGAUGAUGUCAUCGCGUCGUAUCAGUAAUAAACGUAAUAUAAGUAGAAAUAUUAAAUAAAGUUUGUAAUAUAACUGCCGUUACGUUCUAAGGUUUGUAAUGUGAUGACAUGAGCGACUGAUGUUAUUAUAUGUUGUCGUUUGUAAUGUGUGGCGCCUUCUUGUGACUCAUUUGGAGCGUUACAUCUACGGUUUAUGGUAUUGUUUAUUCUCUU
Messenger RNA from Brassica oleracea var. oleracea, 1002 nucleotides. RefSeq names its product ethylene-responsive transcription factor RAP2-3-like. Gene Ontology annotation, molecular function: DNA binding; DNA-binding transcription factor activity. Gene Ontology annotation, biological process: ethylene-activated signaling pathway; regulation of DNA-templated transcription. NCBI's taxonomy places the organism in Eukaryota, Viridiplantae, Streptophyta, Magnoliopsida, Brassicales, Brassicaceae. The transcript is spliced from 2 exons. The record is from RefSeq and is a predicted model, not a curated record. Bases 86 to 817 code for a protein of 243 amino acids.